UCACUGCGCAUUGUCUCACCGCGGCGCACCACCGCCCUAGUCACCACGGGAACUAUUUUCUGUCAUCACUGCAGCCUCAGGCAGCUGGUCAGGCCUCACGAUGGGGAACAGAGACGACGAGUAUGAUUUCCUGUUCAAAGUUGUUCUGAUCGGUGAUUCCGGUGUGGGGAAGAGUAAUCUCCUGUCCCGUUUCACACGAAAUGAAUUUAACCUGGAGAGCAAGAGCACCAUUGGAGUGGAGUUCGCCACCCGGAGCAUCCAGGUGGAUGGAAAGACGAUAAAGGCUCAGAUCUGGGACACGGCUGGACAAGAACGCUACAGAGCAAUCACCUCAGCCUAUUAUCGCGGUGCCGUCGGGGCCCUCCUAGUGUACGACAUCGCCAAGCACCUGACGUAUGAGAAUGUGGAGCGCUGGCUGAAGGAGCUGAGGGACCACGCCGACAACAACAUCGUCAUCAUGCUGGUUGGAAACAAGAGCGACCUCCGCCACCUGAGGGCCGUGCCCACUGAUGAGGCUCGGGCCUUCGCAGAAAAGAACACUCUCUCAUUCAUUGAGACAUCAGCCCUGGACUCCACAAACGUAGAGGAGGCAUUCAAGAACAUUUUAACAGAAAUUUACCGUAUCGUGUCACAGAAGCAGAUAGCGGACAGAUCCGCGCACGACGAAUCUCCAGGCAACAACGUUGUCGACAUAAGUGUCCCGCCUACAACUGAUGGCCAGAAGGGCAACAAACUGCAGUGCUGUCAGAGCCUGUGACCCUCAAGCCUGAAGACACUCAUCCUCUUCUCCCAUGUUCACCCCCACAUCACACCACCACCUGUGCACUUUUUCUCAUUGUAGCUCUGCUCACGGCCAACUCCUUGAUCCCUUUGUUCUCUUUUUUUUUUCUCAUUUUUCUUCCCCCCAUCUUCCAUUCAUUUUUCUAUAAGUACUUUUCAAUUCACUUGUGCUCUUCUCUCAUGCCAUGAGAAAAACAUCUCAGAAGCCUUUGUCACUUGGUCAGUCGAGUUGUUCACGGAGACGGUGUAAAGAUCCCUGCAAUGCAGGAGCGAGGCAGUCCCUGCUGUCUUAUUGAAGCUUGUGAAGUUGUUUGAACUCUACUGAAACGCUGUCAUGUACAGGAAGCUUGUGAAAUUUCAGUGGUCGCCGCUAGAUGGCGCCGUGCGAAUGAACUGCAAACAUUUAGUCCUUUGAAACAGUAUUAUGCUGUUGGAUAGUGCGUUCUUGCUUCCAUCAAUUAUCUUGCCAAAAGUAUCCUCAUUAUGUAUUUAUUGAAGAAUAUUUGGCUUCAGUUGUCAUUGUAUUACUUUCAGUUUAGGAACUAUAUAAAUUUACAAUAAAACUCUUGACUAAA
Molecule: messenger RNA, 1355 nt
Organism: Cololabis saira (Pacific saury)
Lineage: Eukaryota; Metazoa; Chordata; Actinopteri; Beloniformes; Belonidae
Product: ras-related protein Rab-11B
Exons: 5
Coding region: 101-757 (218 amino acids)
Biological process (GO): regulated exocytosis; constitutive secretory pathway
Cellular component (GO): recycling endosome
Molecular function (GO): GTPase activity; GTP binding
Source: RefSeq, a predicted model, not a curated record